This is a messenger RNA of Canariomyces notabilis, 2176 nucleotides long. RefSeq lists its product as uncharacterized. The transcript is spliced from 2 exons. Bases 43 to 1779 code for a protein of 578 amino acids. The record is from RefSeq and is a predicted model, not a curated record. NCBI's taxonomy places the organism in Eukaryota, Fungi, Ascomycota, Sordariomycetes, Sordariales, Chaetomiaceae.
CAAACAACCUUCACCUGCCAUUGACCCCAUCCAACCGCCGCCAUGGCUUCGACACCCUUCAUCUGUGGCUCAUGCGUCCGCGCGAUGCAGGUUAAAGCCCUUCCGACGGCGUCACUUCCGCAACUACGCCGAAGCUUCUCCCGAUCCGUCAUUGCCUCGCUCCCAGCAGAUGACGCCACGCGCCGUUCCCGCUCCGAUCAGACCGAAGAUGCCGCUCAACAAGCCGUCUCAGAUCCUGCCCAAUCCUCCGGCCCCAAUCACGAACCAGGCGCCAUGACGCGCCGGUUACAGCAAGCAACAGAAGACGCCCUGCUGACCGGCGGCACCGCGGGGCGCAGAGCCGUCCAAGAGGCCGGCUUUGACGAGGAGCUCAAGGCUCAGCUUCUGGAGAAGGUGGCACGCGCCAAUUUCGACGCAACGCACGCAUCAGCGCUCGCCGAAGCCGGGAUAGGUACCUCCCGCAUACCCGACUCUGCAGGGCUGGGGACGCGGGCAAUGGCUUCUGGCCCGGCGUGGACGGGGGAGGAGUCGACGGAGGAUGCCGUCUUGCGAAUGUUGGAUGACGCGAACAAACAAUUAGCGCCCGAGUUAAGGGGCAAGGUGAAGAUGCCGGAUCUGAAGCCGGUGGAUCUGCGCUUCCGCCGGGGCCAAGGUGCUGUCAGCCCCCGGUUGAGGGCGGCCGGGGCUCGGGACAAGGCGCACGCGUAUGCCGGGAUGGGUCUUAAAGACUCUGGGUUGAGCGAGGAGGAGAGGGAGGCGGUGAAGAAGGAGUUUAGCGAACGCUUUACGCCUGGCGCGAGGGCGCUGCCGAAUACGGUAUCGGGGUUAACGGCGUUGGCGAACCAGCGGAUUGAGGAUGCGAUUGCACGAGGGCAGUUCAAGAAUAUACCGCGUGGCAAAGGGGUUGAGAGAGAUACCAGGGCAGAUAACCCGUUUAUUGAUACCACCGAGUACAUAAUGAACAAGAUGAUCAAACGCCAAGAAAUCGUCCCGCCUUGGAUAGAAAAGCAGCAAGAACUCGCCCGCGCCGCAAGCACGUUCCGCGCGCGGCUGCGGCAGGAAUGGAAACGGCACGCGGCGCGCAUGAUCGCGGCCCAGGGCGGGACGCUCGAGCAACAGGUCGCGCGCGCCACGGCCUACGCGCGCGCAGAGGAAGUGCACAACCCCCGCCGGCGUAACCCGGAGCAGAUCGCGGUCCCGACGAAUGCGACGGAUGAUGUUGUCAUGCAGCGGCUGCAGGAGUCUCCUGCUUCUUCCUCACCCUCACCGCUCGCUGACAACAACAACAACACCUCUAAUCCAGAACCGGAUUCGGACCCGUAUGCCAGCCCGGGCCGCCCCUUCCGUGAUCCAACAUGGGAAGCCUCCGAGCAUGCCUACCACACCCUCGCCAUCACCAACCUGAACAACCUCACCCGGUCGUACAACCUCAUGGCGCCCGAGCUGGCUAAGAAGCCGUAUUUUUCACUCGAAAGGGAGCUGAACAAUUGCUUUGCGGACGUCGCGCCCGAGGUGGCGGGGGAGAUUCGAGUGCGUGCGACUAAGCCCGGUCGGUCGCUGGUUGACUCGCCGUUUGGGGGGACAGUACAAAGGAAGUCAGCGGGCGGGGGGUUGUUUGGGGAUGGCUUGCUUGGUGGGGCGACGCAGCUGUAUGAGAGGAAGGAGGGGAAGUAUGGGCUGAAGGAGUGGUGGAGGGAUUUGUGGAGGAAGAGUGCCCCUGGGGAGGAGUCGUGGGAGUCACAGGAGGGGAAGGUAAAGGUCAAGGUUGGUGGGCAGUAACAUGACCUACUAAGGGGGUGGUGAGAUCCCUCAGACUCAGGGGCUCGAGCGAUGCUGAGAGUCAAACGCUUGUCUAAGCAAGCCUGUUCUGGACUUCCAUUGCGUGGACCGUUUAGGGACAUCCGUUCUGCUCACUCGCACCGACCUGUCGUGGAUGUCGAGUUUGGCCUCACCUCAUCGAUCCGUGGGGAGGGCUUUACGGCCCGGUACUCUCAACCGAGCUCCACGAGGCUCUUGUCAAGACGAGCUCGGAGAAGGUGCAGUUGCGUCAGUUUCUAGCGACCACAGUGGCACUUGUCCACCUCGUGGAAAGAACCGCGGACGCCUAUUGGAGGGUGAUCAAGACUAAUUACCUAUUCUAUUGACAUGAAACAGCACGUGCCAGCAAAUUCAAAGU